AUGUGUAACGAUGAGGUCGAUCGCCCUACGGGCGCAGGUCCAGUCAUCAUCGCCGAAGAGAGGGAUUGGGACGAUACUUCAUCAGACCAUGCAUCUAGCUUUGCGUCAUCAACGACCAGCUUGACCAGCUCCAUUUUCCAACAUCGCCUCGAGAACGGCAGGACUUACCACAGAUACAAAGAUGGCAAUCUACAACAUAAUCUGUUCCUCCUCACAUUUCACUACAAGCUUGGCCUCGCGCCCCUUGGUGAAAAAGCCUCUGGUGUUAAACGAGUUCUUGAUAUCGGUACAGGUACUGGUCUUUGGGCAAUUGAAUUUGCUGAUGAGCACCCUGAGGCCGAGGUUUACGGCGUGGAUCUUUCGCCUGUUCAGACAGAAGCAAUUCCUCCAAACGUCAGAUUCGAAGUCGACGACGUCGAGGAACCUUGGACGUAUUCGAUACCCUUCGACUACAUCCAUACACGGAUGAUGACCAUGAGCGUAACUGAUUGGUCCAAGCUAUUCAAACAAGCCUUCAAGCACUUGGAAGUCGGCGGAUAUCUAGAAAUCCAAGAAUGCGAUCUUAAUCCUCGUUGCGACGACGGUACCCUCAGGUCAGAUCAUGCAAUGUCGAAAUGGCUCAGGUUAAUUGGGGAGGCCAUGGAAAUCUUUGGGCGACCUUUCGUAGACAUCCCUGCUCUCGUGUCCGUCAUGGAAGAAGCCGGGUUCGUCGAUGUGAAGAUCGAGACGUACAAGUGGCCCAUCAACGAAUGGCCCAAGGACCCUCAUUACAAAGAGAUCGGAUCGUGGACGAAUGCCAACUUCAUGGAGGGUCUCGAGGCUUGGACUCUGGCGCCAUACACCCGAGCGCUGAAUUGGACGAACGAGGAGGUCCUCAUCUUCCUGGCAGAGGUGCGGUCCAACUUGAGGAAUCGAAACAUCCAUGCUUAUUGGCCAAUCUACUCGGUUUACGGGAGGAAACCCGAAAAUAAGCAGACUGAGGAGCCGGGAACAUAA
This is a messenger RNA of Colletotrichum orchidophilum, 996 nucleotides long. RefSeq lists its product as uncharacterized. Lineage: Eukaryota; Fungi; Ascomycota; Sordariomycetes; Glomerellales; Glomerellaceae. The coding region runs from base 1 to 996 and encodes 331 amino acids. The record is from RefSeq and is a predicted model, not a curated record. Gene Ontology annotation, molecular function: methyltransferase activity. The transcript has 8 exons.